Molecule: messenger RNA, 3109 nt
Organism: Ficedula albicollis (Collared flycatcher)
Lineage: Eukaryota; Metazoa; Chordata; Aves; Passeriformes; Muscicapidae
Gene: ETS2
Product: ETS proto-oncogene 2, transcription factor
Exons: 11
Coding region: 359-1798 (479 amino acids)
Biological process (GO): cell differentiation; regulation of transcription by RNA polymerase II
Cellular component (GO): nucleus
Molecular function (GO): DNA-binding transcription factor activity, RNA polymerase II-specific; sequence-specific DNA binding
Source: RefSeq, a predicted model, not a curated record
UGCACGGAGAGGAGCCCAGGGGCGGCAGAGCCGGCGGGGAACGAGCUCGGAACCCGCUCGGAACCCGCUCGGAACCCGCUCGGAACCAGCGCGGCACCAGCGCGGCAGCACCGCGGGCCGCCCUCAGCCGCGGCCCGGCCCGCAGCGCCCACACAGCGCGGGCACCCGGCUGCCUUCCGAGCCGCAUCCCGCCCCUCGUGUGCCCCCUCCUUUGGCCGGGACUCUCCGCCGGGAUCUGCGCCGGUGUUGUUGUUUUUGGCCGGCGCGGCCGCAUCGAGGAUAUUUUGGCAGCGGCGCCUCGAUCACUUGGACGCCGCGUGAGGGGCCGGGGAAGCAGCGCGGGAGCGCCGGGGGCCAGAUGAGUGACUUUGGGAUCAGGAACAUGGAUCAAGUGGCUCCCGUGUCCAACAUGUACCGAGGAAUGCUCAAGCGUCAGCCAGCGUUUGACACCUUUGACAGCUCAAACUCGCUUUUUGCUGGAUAUUUUUUCUCACUCAGUGAAGACCAAACGCUUCAGGAGGUGCCAACAGGAUUUGACUCCACUUCUUAUGAGUCGAACAACUGUGAAUUGCCUCUGUUAACCCCGUGCAGCAAGGCUGUGAUGAGUCAGGCCCUGAAAGAUACUUUCAGUGGUUUCACAAAGGAACAGUGUCGGCUGGGUAUCCCAAAUAAUCCCUGGCUGUGGACUGAACAGCAAGUUUGCCAGUGGCUUUCAUGGGCUACCAAUGAGUUCAGCUUGGCAAAUGUCAACUUCCAUCAGUUUCUUAUGAGUGGCCAAGACCUGUGCAACCUGGGCAAGGAACGUUUCCUGGAACUGGCACCUGACUAUGUGGGUGAUAUUCUGUGGGAACACCUGGAACAGAUGAUAAAAGACAGCCAAGAGAAAACACAGGAUCAAUACGUGGAGAACUCUCACCUCACCUCAGUUCCUCACUGGGUCAAUAAUAAUUCCUUAACUGUUAACGUAGAUCAGAAUUCCUAUGGAAUGCAAAUGCCUGGAUACCCUAAACCCCUCAGUUAUCCCAAACCCAGUCUCCUGACUGACGUCUGUCAGACUUCCACGGCCCCCAAUCUCCUCAACCCAGAACAAGACUUCCCAUUGUUCCCUAAAACCCAAGCAGAUGCUGUUGGUGUGAACUACUGUGCAGUAAACCAAGAUUUCCCAAGGAACAAUCUCAAUCUGCUGAUGGAUAACUCUGGCAAGCUGAGAGAGCACGAAUCCAGUGACAGUGGUGCUGAGAGCUAUGAGAGCUCAGAUUCCAUGCUGCAGUCCUGGAACAGCCAGUCCUCCCUGGUGGAUUUGCAGCGUGUGCCAUCCUAUGAGAGCUUUGAGGAUGACUGCAGCCAGUCCCUGUGCCUGAGCAAACCUACCAUGUCCUUCAAAGACUACAUUCAGGAACGGAGUGAUCCUGUGGAGCAAGGGAAACCAGUUAUACCAGCAGCCAUCCUGGCUGGCUUUACUGGCAGUGGACCUAUCCAGCUGUGGCAAUUCCUUCUGGAGCUACUGACUGACAAGUCCUGUCAGUCCUUCAUUAGUUGGACAGGAGAUGGAUGGGAAUUUAAACUUGCUGACCCAGAUGAGGUGGCACGGCGGUGGGGCAGGAGGAAGAACAAGCCCAAGAUGAACUACGAGAAGCUGAGCCGGGGGCUGCGCUAUUACUACGACAAGAACAUCAUCCACAAGACGUCGGGCAAGCGCUACGUGUAUCGCUUCGUCUGCGACCUGCACAACCUGCUGGGCUACACCCCCGAGGAGCUGCACGCCAUGCUGGGGGUGCAGCCCGACACUGAGGACUGAUCCCAGCCUGGGGACAUGCUCUGGAGUCACCGUGGGGACAGUGCCCCGGAGCCACGGCCCCGCCGCGCGCGGGGAGGGGGGCGGCCGCCCCGGCGGGAGCCGCAGCCUUUCUGCGGCCGCGGAGAGCAGCGUGGCAGCCAGAGGGGCUCUGCAGCAGUGGGCACAGCCCUGGAGACACGGGCACACGCUGCCCAGCGCUUCCACACUGCCCUGCAAGGGUGGGGUUGGCUUUGAAACCCUUGGAAACCAAAGGUUGGCUGUGAGAAACCAGCAGAACUCUUGGCUGGGAUGUUUUCGAACACCACCGUCCUCAUGCUGUUUAUUUAAAAACUAAUUUAUUGGAAAUGAGCAGUAAGGAGAACUGGUAUUACUUUUGUUUUAAAGCACGUUUUGUUAUUGUUGUUAUUAUUGUUACUACUCCAGAAAUGUGCUGCACAAACACUCUCGUGUCCAAAACCAGAUGUAGCAGCAACUGUUAACAAAAAAAAAACAAAAAAAAUCAACACCCCACCCUUUAAAAGGAGGGAAGGAAAAUCAUACCAUUUCAAUAUUCAGUUUGUAUAUAUUCUGUGAUUCCUUUGGAAACUCUGAUGUUCCUAUUUAACAGAUACUGUAUAGUGUAAAUUAAACUAAUUGUAUGUGUGUUUUGAAAUAGGAUGAAUGUAAACUUAUCAAAUGUGGGGUAUUUUUUUUCAUGUUUGUCUAAGAUAUACAACCUUCUGCAAAUAUUGAAUUGGCCUGAGAGACAGCAGAAGUUCUAUGCUCAGUGUGCAUGCUUUUGGGGGGGGCAGGGAGGGAGGCCGGGCUCAGGAUUUUGCCAAGACUGAAGCUGGCAAUUCUUUGUGCAUUUUGGCAUUUUUACAGGAAACUAAUGUUGUAUUCUGGGACAUAAAAGGGCCUGUUUGUGGUUUCUUCUGUAACUGAAAAAUGAAAAUAUUAAUAUUGGUAAAACUACCUUUUUUUCCUUUAUAAAUGGCAUAUGUUUUUCAACUUCUAUGCAUGUACUUUUAAGAAAAAUUUAUAUACAAGCCUUAUUUUUUCAGUUCACAUGUCUCUUCCUGCAGUUUAUUCUGUAUGAUUAAAAUAUGAAUUCUAUUUUUGGAAAAACUGUGACUCCUUUUCAAAGAUCAGGAGAGUUUUAUGUAGCAGCUAUUUUUACUGCAAAAAAAAAAAAAAAGGAAAAAAAUCACUGGAAAAAUGUACUUUGUAUGAAAGCUUUAUUUUUUAUCUGAGCUUGAUGUACAGUUAAAUGUGUUGUACAGUGUGAGAGGUUUAAAAAUAUGACUUCAUUAAAACCUCUUGAAAAGAAAA